Molecule: messenger RNA, 1686 nt
Organism: Pyrus x bretschneideri (Chinese white pear)
Lineage: Eukaryota; Viridiplantae; Streptophyta; Magnoliopsida; Rosales; Rosaceae
Product: tRNA-dihydrouridine(20/20a) synthase
Exons: 13
Coding region: 266-1408 (380 amino acids)
Biological process (GO): tRNA dihydrouridine synthesis
Molecular function (GO): flavin adenine dinucleotide binding; tRNA dihydrouridine synthase activity
Source: RefSeq, a predicted model, not a curated record
CAUGUCCAAGUCCAAUAGAUAGCAACCUUUCGUUUUCCAGUGGCUCUGUCUUCUGCCUCCGUCGACCAAGAAUUGCCCUAUCAAGCUAUCAGCCUCCCUCCCGAGAGUCCAUGGAACCAACACACACAACCAGCAGGAGCCUCUGAGAUUCUCUGAACAGGGACUUAUUCAACAGCCACCGCAUCCACCACCACCACUUUUAACUUCCUCUUCCUGUCAAACCCAUCAAGUGCUCAGCAGUAGCACACCUGCCGGUGCCGCCGUCAUGGUUUAUUCUCUCGCCGCCCAUCCGCACCACGCCCGUUACCCUCCUCCUUGGUUUAGUAUUGCUCCCAUGAUGGAGUGGACUGACAAUCACUAUAGGACGCUGGCCAGGCUCAUUUCGAAGAAUGCGUGGCUCUACACAGAGAUGCUUGCUGCUGAGACCAUUGUCUACCAGAAGGAUAAUCUGGAUAGAUUCUUGGAAUAUUCCCCGGAACAACAUCCUAUUGUUCUUCAAAUUGGUGGGAAUAAUUUGGAAAACCUCGCCAAAGCGACUGAGCUUGCUAACCCUUACAAAUAUGAUGAGAUCAAUUUUAAUUGUGGAUGUCCAAGUCCAAGAGUAGCUGGGCACGGGUGCUUUGGUGCUAGUCUUAUGCUUGAUCCAAAGUUUGUUGCUGAGGCUAUGUCAGUGAUUGCUGCGCACACGGAUGCACCUGUUAGCGUGAAAUGUCGAAUUGGUGUUGAUAAUCAUGAUUCAUAUAACGAGCUCUGUAAGUUUCCUUUUCCUGAUUCUUGUGUUUAUAUAGUUAGCAAACUAGUCAAUAUCAAUAUACUACUCAAUGGAAUUAGCCCAGCUGAAAAUCGAAGUAUUCCGCCUCUUAAAUAUGAGUACUUUUAUGGCCUCUUGCGUGACUUUCCAGACUUGAGAUUUACAAUAAAUGGGGGCAUAAACACCGUUGAGGAGGUCAAUGCAGCAAGAAGGGCAGGAGCUCAUGGUGUAAUGGUUGGACGUGCUGCAUUUAAUAAACCAUGGCAUACUUUGGGACAUGUUGAUACUGUAGUUUAUGGAGCACCAAGCAGUGGUGUAACACGGCGUCAGAUACUGGAGAAGUUUCAAGUGUAUGGAGAUACUGCUGUGGGAAAAUAUGGACGCAAACCAACUGUGCGAGAUGUAGCAAGGCCUUUGAUUGGUCUUUUCCAUUCAGAACCUGGGAAUAGUCAAUGGAAACGCAAGGCUGAUGCUGCUUUCCUGCAUUGCACGACCAUGAAAGAGUUUUUUGAUGAAACGCUUGUAGCGAUUCCUGACUAUGUUCUGGAUAAACCUAUUGGGGAGCCACCAUCAGGCAGUGAAGAUCCUUUUGCGAACAUACACAGUUUGCUGCCUCCGGCGUAUGAAUCAAGGGAACUAGAACUACAAUAUGCUUAGCGGUCUCCAUUCUAACUAUAUACAUCUGGCGGCAAAACCCGUUGUCAAAUUUUUGGAAUGUAACAUGAUUGAUCCCAGGACCCAUUUAACAUGCAUCAUACAUGUCAGUGCAUAGAUAGUCAAAAACAUGUCUUGUAGAGCAGUCGCCUUUGGAUGAUGACUAGCAAUUUGUGUUUUGAUUGCUACAUAUUUUGCUUGUAUACGAAGAACCUCGCUCUUAAACUCGAGCAAUUUGUUCGCUGAUUUGGUAGGAAAAUUCAGUAACUUUCAGACGUCGA